UAUUAUAAUGUUAUGCGGGUAUUCUAGGAAAUAAUAUUGUAGCUGUCAAUUGAUGUAAGCAGUCCAUAAUAAACCGUUGUUGCAACUCGGCGUUUUACUUCGAUAUAUUACAGUGGCGCAGUCGAAAUAAUAAGUUUUUCUUAGUUUUAAAUGUCGGGCAAGAUGUCGGUCGGCAAAUUAGGCGAGUUUAACCUCAGUUCGGGUACGUGGAGUACCUAUAUCGAUCGAAUGGAGCAAUAUUUUCUUGCCAACGACGUGAAACCUAACCUACAAGUACCUACGUUGCUCGCGUGUGUAGGUGACGCAACAUACGAACUGAUGGUGGAUUUGUGUUCUCCAAAGAAGCCUGGUGAGAUGACAUUUAGUGAAUUGGUCCACCUAGUGAAAAAACACAUUCAGCCAACGCCAUCGAUUCUCGCGGAGAGAUAUAAAUUUCGGAAACGAGUACAGGCUCAGAGCGAAUCGGUGGCUCAGUUCGCAGCAGCUUUGAAACACUUAGCCAGAGAUUGCGAUUUUAAGGAUAACCUAGAGGAGAACUUGAGAGACCAGUUUGUAUGUGGCCUAUACAGUGAAACUUCACGACAAAGGUUAUUCUGCGAGGAUAGCGUGACCUUCGCGUCGGCCUUCAAAAAGGCCGUUGCGUUGGAAGCAGCCGCGAAUGACGCUGCGGCAGUCGAACAACGGACGACGACGGACGGCGCGGUGCAUGCGGUGCACGCGCAGGGGGCGCGCCCACCGCGUCCCGACGGCGCCGCGCGCGCGGAGUCGCGGCGGCGUUACGAAGGUUCUGGAAGUAGGGGCCGUCAUGCAAGUGGGCUAAAUAAUCGACAGAAGACCGGAGCGUGUCUGUGCUGUGGAAGCAGAGACCACACUAGGCCGGACUGCCGCUAUCAGAACUUUACUUGCAGGGUCUGCCUGAGGCCUGGACAUCUGCAGCGCGUAUGCCCUAGUGCGGGACGGAAAGCGGAGGGUCAAGUCCUCCGGCUAGAUACAGCACAUCGAGUGGAAGGGAUAGAACGAAGCGGUGACAGUGACGGCGAACGUGAGAACUCGGCUGGGUAUUAUGAUGACGAAGGAGUCGGAGGCCCCAGCGGGCUGUACAUGGUACGACUGACGGGAUCUGAUCCGGUAGUGGCCGAAGUGACCGUGGCGAAUAGACGGCUGGCCAUGCAUGUGGAUACCGGUUCGCCUAUAUCAUGUAUAAGUGACAAAAUAUAUGCGGAGAUGUUUUCGAAAUACAAGGUACAUGAUAAUAGUUACAAGCUAAAAGGCUAUGACGGAAGUGAUAUUAAAUGUGUCGGUUAUAUCAUAGUGCCCGUUAAGUAUGGCCUUAUCAGUGAAAACCUUAAAUUAUACAUAAUUCUGAAAGGCGCGGUGCCUUUGCUAGGCAGGGAGUGGUUAAUAAAGUUGCGUAUGAGUAUUACGGUGCCUAAAUCGGUCCUCGCUAUCGGUAAAGAAAAAUGUGGCGGAUUCGAUAAAAAUAAGUUUAUAAGUGAGUACCCGGGAGUGUUCAGUGGCAAGCUGGGCCGGCUGCGCAGCCAGUGCGCCACGCUGCGCGUGCGGGAGGACGCGCGGCCGGUGUUCCGGCGCGCGCGGCCGCUCCCGCUCGCACUGCGCGGGGACGUCGACGCCGAGCUUCAGCGCAUGGAAUCUGCAGGUAUUAUAGAACCCGUACCAUCCUCAGACUGGGCCUCGUGUUUAGUAGUAGUUUUAAAGAACAAUGGUUCCUUAAGGAUUUGUGGAGAUUACAAAAGCACGGUAAAUCCGAUGCUCGAAAUUGAUAAAUAUCCGUUACCUAGGUCCGAGGUAUUGUUUAAUAACUUAAACGGGGGGAAAAGGUUCACUAAAAUCGAUUUAUCGGAAGCGUAUAGCCAGGUAACCUUAGAUGAGUCCAAGAAAUAUACCGUCGUUAAUACCCACCGGGGUUUAUAUGUUUACAAUAGGCUGGUUUACGGAUUAUCGUCAGCUCCGUCGAUUUUCCAGCGUAUUAUGGAGCAAGUGGUAGCUGGGAUCCCUAACGUUUCAGUUUUUUUAGAUGACAUUCUUAUUACCGGUAAAACGGAAGAAGAACAUGAAAAAAACUUACAUGCAGUGUUUAAAAGGUUGGAGGAAGAGGGUCUUACAGUCCGGCAAGAGAAAUGUUUUUUCUUUGAAAAAGAAGUCAGUUAUUUGGGGUUUAUUAUAUCGGAACACGGGAUUAGGACGGACGAUAAAAAGAUUGAAGCGGUAGUUAGGGCACCGAAACCGAGUAACGUGUCAGAGUUAAAAUCUUUUCUCGGAAUGGUUAACUUUUAUUCUAAAUUUAUUAAAAAUAUAUCUAUUUUAUUAGCCCCUCUAUACACAUUGUUAAAAAAAGGUGUCGAAUGGAAGUGGAGUGAGGAACAAGACAAGGCGUUCCAGGAUAUUAAGAUAGCUCUAACCAGUUGUCCGGUUUUGAUGCAUUACGACGAGCGGUUACCACUUAUUGUGUCGUGUGACGCGAGCGCGGGGAGGACGGCGAACGGCCCGUCUCAUACGCGUCUCGCACGCUUAGCUCGGCGGAGGCUAACUAUAGUCAGAUCCAACGGGAAGCACUGGCGAUAGUAUUUGCGGU
Maniola jurtina (meadow brown) is the source of this 2593-nucleotide messenger RNA. RefSeq lists its product as uncharacterized. Lineage: Eukaryota; Metazoa; Arthropoda; Insecta; Lepidoptera; Nymphalidae. The record is from RefSeq and is a predicted model, not a curated record. Gene Ontology annotation, molecular function: zinc ion binding; nucleic acid binding. The coding region runs from base 151 to 2583 and encodes 810 amino acids. The transcript has 2 exons.